UGAUGAGAAAAUGUUCCUGCUGUAUCUAUUACAAUAAUGUCUGGGAGAUCUUCACCAUAUACUGCUUUAUACAAACCUCUUUGACUAUUCCCUCCUUUAUUCUAUUUUUUCAUUUUGUCUUUCUUUACAUUUAAACAGAUACGAGCAUGUACAUAUAAACAUGUAUGCUACAUGCAUGAUGCCAAAAAAGAUUAUGAAAGCUGUUUUUUAUUUUACUCUCAUAAGCCAAUUGAUUUGCUAUAAAAGGGAGGAGUGGUACUCCCUUUGGUAAAUCAUUUUAAAAAGCAUAUAAAGUCAUAAGAUAUACAGAUGGGAGAAGUUGUGUCUAAUUUUCUUUCAUCAACAUGGGUAAGAGAGGAUGCAGAUUCUUCAUGUUCAUCAGUAUCCGCAGACAAAAAGAUUAGACUAUUCGGGUUUGAGCUUGAUCCUCUUAAAAAUGGCUCGAUGCUAAGCAAAGAAGGAUCAUUGUCCACCACAAUCUCUUGUGAGAAAGAGAAGUCCCCCAUGGCGAAUUCCAAAGAGACAAAGAAAUUCGAGUGCCAGUAUUGUUUCAAAGGGUUCGUAACCUCGCAAGCAUUGGGUGGUCAUCAGAACGCACAUAAAAGAGAAAGAAUGAAGAAGAAAAGGUUAUUGUUACAAGCUACAAAAGCCAACAUAAGUAGUUAUCUCCAACCCUACGACCAGAUAAUCGAUAAUCAUGGGAUUAACAUCAAUUUCCAUGGCUAUAAAGAUCGUGCAUUUAACGAACCAAACAUUAGUUUUGGUUUGUAUGAUGAUGAUUUAUUAUCGUUUACGGAUACAAACAGCUUUGGAUACAUGCAUGCACGUAGGUCAAGAAGGAUGCUUUCUUCUUUACCAGACGAUUCAAAGCAAUCUUGUAAAAGUUUGGACCUUCAGUUGGCUUUAAGCUCGUAUGCCAGUGCCACCUUGUAAUUGUUCAUUCUCUUUUGGUAAUCAUUUCAACACCGGCUAUCUUAACUAAGAUAACAUCAUUUGGGAAUAAGACCUUGAUGUAGGGAUCUUGGAGAGAAAAACUACUUACAAAUAUUUUUCUAGAAUCCCUUCAAUUUUUGUUCAUCUUUAUAGAAAAUAAAAUGCAUCUUUCUGUAUGA
This is a messenger RNA of Lactuca sativa (garden lettuce), 1112 nucleotides long. RefSeq names its product zinc finger protein 5. The record is from RefSeq and is a predicted model, not a curated record. Gene Ontology annotation, cellular component: nucleus. Gene Ontology annotation, molecular function: DNA-binding transcription factor activity; transcription cis-regulatory region binding. NCBI's taxonomy places the organism in Eukaryota, Viridiplantae, Streptophyta, Magnoliopsida, Asterales, Asteraceae. Gene Ontology annotation, biological process: trichome differentiation; trichome morphogenesis; gibberellic acid mediated signaling pathway.